Notothenia coriiceps (black rockcod) is the source of this 2143-nucleotide messenger RNA. Its product is annotated as histone-lysine N-methyltransferase 2C-like. The annotation marks the transcript as partial. Lineage: Eukaryota; Metazoa; Chordata; Actinopteri; Perciformes; Nototheniidae. The transcript is spliced from 4 exons. Gene Ontology annotation, molecular function: transcription coactivator activity; histone H3K4 methyltransferase activity. Gene Ontology annotation, cellular component: MLL3/4 complex. The record is from RefSeq and is a predicted model, not a curated record. Gene Ontology annotation, biological process: positive regulation of transcription by RNA polymerase II.
AUCCGCAAGCAGCAGAAGGAGCAUGCUGAACUGAUAGAGGAGUACCGGGUAAAACAGCAGCAAAACAAUAUGACACCCAUAAUGCCUAGGAUGCACGCGAUGCCGGGCCCUGCUGGCAUGGUCCCCAGCGGACCCCCAAUGAAUCCCAUCAUGCAGAUGCCUGUUCAUCCUGGCCAGCCCAAUCCAGCUCAGAGUAUGCCCAACCCACCACCCGGCUGGCAUCCAGGUGCUCCAUUGCCCAUGGCUGGACCAGGAAUGCCCCCUAUAAUGCCCCCUAUAAUGCCCCCUAUAAUGCCCCCCCAGGUACCUGUCGGAAAUCCAGGCCAACCUGUUCAGAUGCCAAUGGGUAAUAUACCUCAACACCCACCACUGCCUGUGGAUCCCCAGGCACCCCCAGUUCCACCAGGGGGUGUAAAACCCAUGCAGUCAGGGAGUAUGAAGUUCGAUGACAACAAUCCAUUCAGUGAAGGCUUCCAGGAGCGGGAGAGGAGGGAGAGGCUUAGGGAGCAGCAGGAGAGACAGCGGGUGCAGCUCAUGCAGGAAGUUGAACGUCAGAGGGCCCUGAAACACCGUAUGGAAAUGGAACAGCAAGGGAUGAUGGGGCCUGAUGGCAACAUGGCGCCUCUCUCUCAGAUGCCGUUUUUUAACGCAGAGCUGCCACAGGACUUCAUGCAGCCCCAAAGGCCUCCUAUGCAGCAACAGCAACAACUCGCACCAAUGUUCCCCCAGCAGCAGGGCAUGCAGCCAGGCAUGGGCUCACCACCUGGGACCUUUAUGCAAGGGGAAAGGAGGGCCAUGAUGGGCAAUGGGAUGAUGCCCCGUGACAUGGGCCCUGGUUUUGGGCCUGAUAAUCUUUCUCUACAAGCACCUCAUUUCCCCCAGGGUCAACCCAGACCUCGCCAGUUCAGUGGACCAGGAAUGAUGCUUCAGAUGCCAGGUGAGGGUCCCCCAUUUGGAGUCGACUCUUCUACACCUCUGCCGUCUAACUUCCCGGGCUCAGGUCAGUCUCUGAUCCAACUCUACUCCAACAUCAUCCCGGAUGAGAAGGGGAAAAAGAAGAGAAACCGCAAAAAAAAGAAGGAUGAUGACGCAGACUCAGUCAAGACCCCUUCAACUCCACACUCAGACCUCACAGCCCCUCUCACCCCGUGUGUGUCGGACACCUCCUCAACUCCAACCAGAAACACCCAUCUAUUCGGAGACCAGGACUUGUCAAGGUCCCCCUUACUGGGGUCUUCCACCCCCAGUCACUCAGAGCUGGAGAGGCAGCUCUCUGGAGGCCAAUCCGGACACCUUGGUCUCUUAUCAGACAUGUCAAGAGCCCAGGCUCAGGAACAUGACAGGAUCCUUAGCAACAUAAAGCUGGAGCAGACUGAUGCCAGCGAGUGUCAUGGGCCUCGGGACGGGAACAUCAGCUCAGGAAUGAGCUCUGUGAAGCAGGAGGGCAAUAAAGGGAGUGGGUCUCCCUUCCCUGCUGGGCAAAGUCCAAACAAGGGGGAGGCUGGUAAUGAACUACUAAAACACCUUCUGAAGAACAAGAGCACACCUCCAUCUGGAUUCUCCCAGCAGAGGUUGGAUGAGAGCAUCCGCUCAGAGGAGGAGGAGCUUGCUGACUGCAAAGCCCUGCUGAGGCAAAGCUCCAUGGACAGCAAUGGGGCGUACUCUGACGGCACUCAAGACUUUUCUGGACCUGUGAUCCCUGAACAGGAGAAGAAGAAAGGAAGGAACAAAAGGGCUCCGAAGGGAGGAGAGAAACCUGCCUCGCGCUACAAGAAGAGGAAAAAGGAAGGGGAUGAGAGGCAACUAAUGCACUCUGGGCCUGACACUGUAAUGACCCAAAUCAAACAGCAGCUCUCCCUGCUGCCCCUCAUGGAGCCUCUGAUUGGGGUCAACUUCGCCCAUUUCGCUCCCUAUGGCAGCAGUCAGCUGAACGGAGAGAGCCUCCUGGCUGGUACAUUUGGCAGCGCCUCACUCGAUGGAGUCUCUGACUACUACUCCCAACUGGCCUACAAGCAGAGUAACCUGAGCAAUCCACCAACACCACCAGCGUCUCUUCCUCCAACCCCACCACCUGUGAACCGACAGAAAAUGAUCAAUGGAUUUGCCACGACUGAAGAGCUGGCCAGCAAAGCUGCUGCCAUGG